AUGACAUCUUCAAGCACAGUAACAAGCAACGAAGGGUUAAGAUAUCACAAUAUGCAUUGCCCCAUUUGUAGCAAAAGAGCGAUUAUCAUAGUUUUCGAAUCUGAACAAAAUCCUGGGAAGCUAUACUGCAAAUAUCCAAAGGACCCCAAUCAUUUUUUUAAGUGGAUGGCUCCUAUUACUCUCCCCUCUUCGAAAAUUACAAAUGAGAGGAUGGAUGUACGGCGAAUUGAAGACAAUGUACAACGAAUUGAAGACAAUGUACGACAAAUUGAAGACAAUGUACUACGAAUUGAAGAACUUUGUAAUGUAGUUCAACGUGUUGAGGCUAAAGAAGGUUCAAUGAAGUCAAAUAUGUUUGUAAUCACUUUAGUAGUGGUGAUGCUUAUAUUUGUGAUUCUAGUGAAGUGGAGCUAUAAGAGCAAUGGUGUAGUGAUGAAACUUGUGUU
Ilex paraguariensis (yerba mate) is the source of this 446-nucleotide messenger RNA. NCBI's taxonomy places the organism in Eukaryota, Viridiplantae, Streptophyta, Magnoliopsida, Aquifoliales, Aquifoliaceae. The record is from the annotation of a GenBank genome assembly.